Messenger RNA from Psammomys obesus (fat sand rat), 1093 nucleotides. RefSeq names its product signaling threshold regulating transmembrane adaptor 1 (gene Sit1). The record is from RefSeq and is a predicted model, not a curated record. Lineage: Eukaryota; Metazoa; Chordata; Mammalia; Rodentia; Muridae. The annotation marks the transcript as partial. Gene Ontology annotation, cellular component: plasma membrane. Gene Ontology annotation, biological process: T cell homeostasis; regulation of T cell activation; signal transduction. Gene Ontology annotation, molecular function: kinase binding. The transcript is spliced from 5 exons.
CCGGCGGCAGUCGUGAAGGGAGCCGUCAACUGCUCAUGCUCUCUGCUAGCCGUCGGGAUCCCCUCCGUAGCCGAGGCGUGGGGACUAUGGACCCUCUUUGGGGUGGCGACAACGCUGCUUCUCAUCUCCCUGGCUGCACUCUUGUCCCAGCGGACCUGUGGUCGGAGCAGGAGUCAGGAGAGACAGGGACCCCCUGGAGGGUCCGUGGAGGAAGUUCCCCUGUACGGGAACCUGCUCUACUUACAAACAGGACGGCUGUCUCAAGAACCAAGGCCGGAAGAACAGGGCCCAUCCUCUGGAGGCCCUGCCAGGGCUGCAGAGGAGGCCAUGUGCUACACUAGCCUGCAGCUGCGGCCUCCUCAGGGGCGGGCCCCCAGCUCUGGGACCCCCAUCAAGUACUGUGAAGUAGUGCUGGACUCUGAGUCAAAGCCGCAGGCCCUAGGUCCCGAACCGGAACUCUACGCCUCCGUGUGCGCCCAGACACGCAGAGCCAGGGCUUCCUUCCCAGAUCAAGCCUAUGCCAACAGCCAGCCUGCAGCCAGCUGAGGAGGACCCGAAUUGUGGGCACCCACGGCUCAGCUACUAGGUCAGCGACUCCUGCUGUCCCGGCUAGGACAUGCUCAGUUCCUAACCAGCCUCCAGGACAUUGAGCUGUUGCUGAGUGACAGGUGACAACCUCCUCUGAACUUCCUAAGUUGCCAGGCAUACAUCUCAGUUCUACGAAGACUCCUGGCUUCCUGAGGGUGGAGUUGCAAAGGGAGACCCUCUUUGCACUUAUCUUUUCUAUGUUCUCCUGUAACCCCCCCGACUCUUUGCUUUACACUUUGUCCUCCUUUCAGAGCUUAACUGGGUUCCCCGUCUCCCCUCUCAGUUUACCCAGAUACCUCAUUGUCUCCUCAGACACAGGAAGUGGGCAGGGAGGAGGAGGUAAAAGCCAGAGAGGAUGUGGGUGGGUGUCGGGGCAUGGGAGCCCACAACUGGAAGGCUCCUGGGGUCUCAGGCUUGGUUUCUGACCUGAAACCCUGGACUGAGAAUGGUCUCCAUGUUGCUAUCUUUGGCAUACCCUGGUUUUCAAAUAAAGCAUCUCAAAACU